This is a messenger RNA of Nematolebias whitei (Rio pearlfish), 1662 nucleotides long. RefSeq names its product notochord granular surface (gene ngs). The transcript is spliced from 11 exons. Gene Ontology annotation, cellular component: intermediate filament; Z disc; sarcolemma. Bases 55 to 1626 code for a protein of 523 amino acids. Lineage: Eukaryota; Metazoa; Chordata; Actinopteri; Cyprinodontiformes; Rivulidae. The record is from RefSeq and is a predicted model, not a curated record. Gene Ontology annotation, biological process: skeletal muscle organ development.
GAGUUGAGUUCUUCAAUCUUCAGCUGAACCUGCAUCAGUUUCAAGGCCACCAUCAUGAGUCAAAGCCCAGAAAGGAUGUCCUCCUACCGUCGUCAUUUUGAGGGCACUGGAGCAGUCAAUGCCACAGACAAGCUUCGGAUGUCCAGUCCAUCUCCCACCCGAAAGGAGACCCGCCAUAGGUCCACCAGCUUCAACCGCAGUGGAGGGUGGAAGACAAUGGGGAACAGGGCUCUGACCGCCAAGUCUCGUUUGACAAGCAGUGUUAGUAUGGGGACACUGUGUGUGGACAUGCCCAUGAGGCAGGGGACAAGUCUGGACAUGGACACAGCUGCAGCAGAGAACCAGGCGUUCAAGAUGACUCGCACAAAUGAAAGACAGGAGAUGGUCGUCCUCAAUGAUCGCCUGGCAGUUUAUAUCGAAAAGGUACGAACACUGGAAUCGAAAAACAAGCUGCUGGAGGCUGAAAUUGAGACCCUGAAAAGCUCGUAUGAAAGAACAUCAGGACUCCGGCAGCUUUACGAGACUCAGCUGAAGGAACUCAGCAGGGAGGCUGAGCAAAUGCAAGAACGGAGGGAUUUGUCUUUGGCAGCCAAGGAGGCCUUGUCGGUCCAGCUGGAGACACUAAAGUCCAAAUAUGACGAGGCACUGGCAGCCAGGAAGCAGACAGAGCUUGAAAUUGAGGUUUUACGUCCGGAUGUGGACAAAGCUACCGCAGCUCAAAUUAAACUGGAGAAGCAUCAGGAAAACUUAGAAACUGAGCUGGAUUUCCUGCAAAAAGUUCACAAGGAGGAAAUCGAGGAGCUGAUGCAGCAGAUCUAUUCCUCAGCAUCCAAGAUGGACUCGACCUUUGACCUCCCAGACCUCUCCUCUGCUCUCACGCAGAUUCAGUCUCAGUACGACAGCAUUGCCGCCAAAAACUUACAGGAAAUGGAUACUUGGUACAGAACUAUGUUUCAUGACAUGGGUGACGCUACUGCUAAACAUGCUCAAAGUGUUCGAAGUCUGAGAGAGGAAAUCGCUGCUUAUAGAAAGGACAUUCUGAACAAGGAACGCAACUUGGAGUCACUGAGGACAAGGAAUGAGUUUUUGGAGGGUCACGUCCGUGACGUCACAGCGAAAUACAAGAAGGAGGAGGAGGAAUUGCAGGAGCAUAUCGAGGCAUCUGAGCAAAACCUCAAGCUGAUCAAGCAGAAGACUGCUCUGCUCAUGAGAGAAUAUCAGGAGCUUCUGAAUGCCAAGAUGGCUAUGGAGAUCGAGAUCGCCACCUACAGAAAGCUGAUUGAAGGAGAAGAUGGCCGUCUGAGCACCAUGGUUGGGAAAUUGUCCCUGACUGGUACACACCUCACUCCCAGUGCUGCCUCAGCUUCCCUCUCAGCCCCCGUGGGGUCUCUGAAAUUUGAUGGAGCCCCCAGUGACACAGACAGAACCAAGCCUGCUGCAGCUACAGAUGGAGUGGGGCUGGUUGCUCCAGUCAACCAGGCUGACGGUAACCUGCAGCAGCAGGCAACUGAGAUGUCGAAGAGGAAGACGGUCCUCAUCAGAACAGUUAAAACUGACGAGGGCAGUUUUGUGAGCAACGCACAGCAGUGCACAGUCACCAUUUCUGGAGCUGCCGAUGAAGAAUAAACAAGUCGAUGUGUGAUUUCAGUGAUCACAUGCAGA